AUGGUGAACAUACUUGGUCACUUUCAUGAUUCUUUGAUCUUACUGAUACUCGACUGGCAGCCAAUAUUCCAGGAUCUCAAUGGCUUAGCGAUCAAGUUCUUCAUUCAAAAGGAUCUGCCUCAAGAGGUGCAGGCGGACUUGUGCGAGACCAUUACGGUCCUUGGUGGCAGAGUUGAAGCAAAAGUCCCUCGCCAAGGCUACAUACUGAUACAGCCGGGAACGCCUGAAGCAGAGCGACUCCGAUUAUGCUGGACCAGUCUCGAUAGGCCGGAUCGCCAUUUCGUGCCGUACACCUACGUAGAGGCCUGUAAAGUUGCAGGCAUGCUGCUCAAGCAGAUCUUCGUGGAGAAUGGCGUACCUAUCAAAAUGCACAUCCAUUCCAUGAUAGCAAAUCCCAAUGCGCGUGCGGCUCUCGCCCAGCGGAUAAUGCACUCUGGUGGGGAUCCAAACGGUUCGAUGCAAUCAGCCCGCGUUAUCUUGGCAGAUCCAAAUACGGAAGCAUUCCAACAUCUUGUGAAGACCAACGAAGGCAUCCCCGACAAAUACGUCGAAUCAUACCUAUGGGUGAAGAAAUGCGUCGAGAAGAACGCCGUAAUAUAUACACCACUUGUAUACAAGAAUCCUGGCGGACGGCGGCCCGGUGAAGAGCGGAUGCAAUUUACGGAACAAGAUGAAGAAAGUCUUUGCCAAUGGAUAGCCGAAAAGAUUCCUUUCAAACAAACAGGGGGACGCACCGGAAACCGGUUAUACCAACAACUCUGUGAAAAGUGCAACGAACCAGAAUUUGCUUGGGUGAAGCGGCAUACCUGGCAGUCAUGGCGCGAGCGUUACAAGAAGAAUUCAGACCGUCUCGACAAACAUAUUCAAGCAAUCGUCGAACUCAAGAAGCCCUCACAAGGUGGGCAGGGUCAGUAUGGCUACGUGCGCCAGGUUGAGAAAGUGAAGAGAGUCCGAAAGAAGCGUGCAGUCAAGCGCAAAGGUUCAGCCGAAGCCGAAACGUCAGCUAUCUAUAACGAGGAGCCAACGAACGACCUUGGAGUUAUAGACACGGCUGAUUUCGUCCCUGUUCCUGGGCCAAACCUGUUGAUCCAGAAUGACCUAUUGCCUGUGCCCGUCCGGCGUAGUCCAGCUGAGGAAGAAAUGGAUGAUAUCGAGGAUGACCCCGAGUGGGCUAUCAGGAUAGGCAAUGCUCCUCCGCCAGCGUGGGCCAAGCGAAAGGCAUCAGCUGAACACCCGGACGCCAGUCCCUCCAAGAGGCCUAGGGAAAUGAAUCCCCAAAUGCAUAUUGUCGACCGCAGCCUUCUCCAUAUUGCCGAUGAUUUCAGGUUCACGGUAGAGGAAGUCAAGGAAUAUUAUGAUAAGGUCGGGGAGAUGGAGCGAACCCGCACCCGAUUCCAGAAGAUGAGAGAACUCUUGACUGAGUCUUUUCCGCCUAACGCAUAG
This is a messenger RNA of Pleurotus ostreatus (oyster mushroom), 1443 nucleotides long. RefSeq lists its product as uncharacterized. The transcript is spliced from 6 exons. Gene Ontology annotation, biological process: regulation of DNA-templated transcription; telomere maintenance via telomere lengthening. Gene Ontology annotation, cellular component: shelterin complex. Bases 1 to 1443 code for a protein of 480 amino acids. NCBI's taxonomy places the organism in Eukaryota, Fungi, Basidiomycota, Agaricomycetes, Agaricales, Pleurotaceae. Gene Ontology annotation, molecular function: telomeric repeat DNA binding. The record is from RefSeq and is a predicted model, not a curated record.